UCAUUACUUUCAUGGUCAUAUUUUCUUGUACACAUGUUAGAGAUCUGUGUCCGAUGCCACACUGAUGUUCAAUUUAAAACGCCAAUGAAUGAGCAGCAGGAUCUGUGCUAGAUCUGUGUUAUGGAGGAAGAUUUCUGAUGCCUAAAGCAAAGGCAUUUAACCUCCAGACAACCAUCUGCUUCAAGGACAGGCAAUAACAUUUACCAAAACUGCAUCAAUAAAAAUGUCCAAACAUCAGUUAAACUGAAUCUCAGUGAAGCCUUCAAAUGAAAUCAAAAUGCACCCCAAAAUAACAGUGUUUGGACGUUGUGAUGGAGAGUCCAGCCUACACACCACAGUGAGUUUCAGCAUUUUGUCUCUGUUGUUAUCAAUGAGCGAGACAGAAUUAAAGCUAGUAUUACACAAAGUGCCCUAAAGGAAGCAAAGAGGCUGAAUUCAACAUUAUUAAUACAUUUUUAGCCAUGCUAGCGAGAUGGCUCAGUGGAUGCAUGUCGGUUGGUGGGUCCACCAUUUUGCUCCUGACUGAAAUGUCUCAACAACUAUUGGAUGGAUUUCCAUGAAAUGUUGUGCAGACAUUCAUGUUCCCCAGAGGAUGAAACCUGCUGACUUUUCCUCUACUGCCAGCAGGACAUGACAGCAGCAUUAGCACAUGGGGCUGUCGGGGAGACGACUAAAAGCUGAACACACAUCCUUCCUCCCAGUGGGGGCAGGAAUAGGUGCAGUCAUCCUGUCGUGUGUGCUGUCGAGCAUCUGAAUGUCUGGCUGCGGAAAAAACAGGUUGCCUGGUGAGCGUGAACGCGCCUGGCUCCACUGGCUGCUGCUGUUGCUGCUGAUGAGAGAGAGAGAGCCGUCGUGGACGCGCCGGCCUGUGUGGUGGUGGUGGUGGUGGUGGUGGUGUAUGUGGGAGCAGGAGGAGAGACUGCAGUGUCUUGGCAGCUGCAUUAGUGCAUCUCCCACCGUCCGCGAUGCCUCCACGGCCAAUGCCUGCCUCCUCCGCGUCCACUUGACAACACAAACCGACAUGAACUCGUCAGGAAACUGAGCCGGACGUUCACACUAGCUAGCUAUAUGCCCCCGGAGACAGUCCGGAGCGCUUCAUUCACGCACAGAAACCCCGUGACGAGAAUUGUUAAUGGAAAAUGGCGAUAGGCAAAAGGUCUUGCAGCAUCGUCUGCUUGGUAUCUAUCCAGAUUAUCUUGAUUUUCAGCGCAUCGUGGCCUGGAGCGGCGGGUCUCACGUUCCCCCAGCAGUACACGAUAAUGCACUGGGCCAGGCGUAUCGAGCAGGAGAUUGACAGAGUCUUUCAGCACAUCACUGGAGCUCAGCAGUUGAAAGGGAUAUACAAUGAAGAGAGACGACGGUUUAGUCUGGUGAAGAAUCAGCCGCGGAAGAUUGUGGAGAAGGUGGCCUCAGAUAUAGAGAAACUCUUGGCUAAGAAGCGCAACGCACUUGAUAGGUUAGCCAGUGAAGCAGAGCGGCUCCAGCGAGAUCAUUUAUGGCAGGAUGGAAUCAAGGAGCUGGACAUGGCUUAUUAUGACUCAAAGGCAGAGCUGGAUUAUUAUUCCAUGGAUGGAGAAGGAGAGGUGGAAAAUCCUUCGCACAUCAAGUUGGAGUUUGUGUAUGAUCCAAACUUCAAAAACAACGUCAACUAUUCCUACACGGCUGUCCAGAUUCCCACAGAUAUUUAUAAAGGAGCGCCAGUCAUUCUGAAUGAGUUGAACUGGACGCAGGCGCUGGAGAAAGUGUUCGUGGCGAACAGUCGGGAGGAUCCGUCACUGCUGUGGCAAGCGUUUGGGAGCGCAACGGGUGUCACUCGCUACUACCCAGCCACACCUUGGAAAGCCCCUGAUAAAAUCGACUUAUAUGAUGUCAGGAGGAGGCCCUGGUACAUCCAAGGAGCCUCAUCCCCCAAAGAUAUGGUCAUUCUUGUUGAUGUGAGUGGCAGUGUCAGUGGACUCACCCUGAAACUGAUCAAAGCGUCAGUGAUGGAAAUGCUGGACACUUUGUCUGAUGAUGACUAUGUCAACGUGGCCAGGUUUAACGAGAAGGCCGAGGCUGUGGUUCCCUGCUUCAAACAUCUCGUCCAAGCUAAUGUGCGCAACAAGAAGAUCUUCAAGGAUGCAGUGCAGCAGAUGCAGGCUAAAGGCACCACUGAUUACAAGUCUGGAUUUCAUUUUGCCUUCAACCAGCUGUUAAAUAAGACAAAUGUCCCUCGGGCCAACUGCAAUAAAAUAAUCAUGCUGUUUACUGAUGGAGGAGAGGACAGAGCUCAGGAUGUCUUCAUGCAAUACAACUGGCCUAACAAAACGGUUCGAGUUUUCACCUUUUCUGUGGGUCAGCACAACUACGAUGUCACACCUUUACAGUGGAUCGCAUGCACCAAUAAAGGUUACUAUUUUGAGAUCCGUUCCAUCUGUGCUAUAAGGAUUAACACCCAGGAGUACCUCGACGUGCUGGGACGCCCCAUGGUUCUGGCAGGCAGCGAUGCCAAACAGGUUCAGUGGACCAAUGUGUAUCAGGAUGCUUUGGGUCUUGGCAUGGUAGUAACUGGGACUUUGCCUGUAUUUAAUCUCACCAUGGAUGGAAACUCACAGAAUCAGCUGAUAUUAGGUGUCAUGGGAGUCGAUGUGCAUCUUGAUGAGAUAAAGCGACUAACACCACGGUACAAUCUUGGAGCCAAUGGAUACAUAUUUGCCAUUGAUCCAAAUGGAUAUCUUCUGCUUCACCCCAAUCUUCAGCCAAAGCUCGUGAACCUCCCUGAGCCUGUGACGCUGGACUUCCUGGAUGCAGAGGUGGAGGACAGCAACAAAGAGGAGAUCCGGCGACAAAUGAUUGAUGGAAGACCAGGUGAAAUGCAGAUCAAAACUCUUAUCAAGUCGAUUGAUGAGCAAUACAUUGAUGAGGUGUACAGGGGUUACACCUGGACUCCUAUCAACGGUACAGAUUACAGUCUUGGUCUGGUAUUACCCCCCUACAACGAAUACUACAUCCAGGCAGACCUGAGUGAUGUGAUGCUGCAGCUACAGUAUAUGCAGUCGUUGCUGCCCAGCUCCUUUGAAUCUGCAGGACACGUGUUUCUGGCUCCAAGGGAAUACUGCAGACGUCUGCAUCUUUCUGACAACAACACCCAGUUUUUGCAGAACUUCCUCUCGCUCAUGCUGGACAUUUCCCCAGAAUCUGAUGAGUGUGACCAAGGCCUCAUCCACAACCUGAUUUUGGAUUCUAGGAUUAUUGGGCAGCUGGCAUCUCGCGUUUGGAAGAACAAGGACCUGAAUUCGUAUGGCUUCCUGGUUGUAUUUGCAUCCACUGAUGGAGGAAUAACACGGGUUUUCCCCAACAUAGCUGCUGAGUUGUGGGAUGAGGAUCCUGAACCCUUCAAUUCAAAUUACUACAGACGGAGCCUCGACAACAAAGGCUACAUGUUCAGAGCUCCAUCGAGAUCCUCCUUGGACGACCCCGUAGGUGCAGAAAACGGCACCGUUGGAAUUCUGGUUAGUUCGGCUGUAGAGGUUAAUUUAGGAGGUAAACUGCUCAAACCUGCAGUGGUCGGAGUGAAGCUGGACUUGGAAGCGUGGGUGGACAAGUUUAAGAUCCUGGCCAGCAACGUGUCAGACAGUCGACAGGGUUCACACAAGUGUGGACCAUCCAGAAGUUGUGAGAUGGACUGUGAAGUGAACACUGACGACCUCCUCUGCUAUCUCAUUGAUGAUGGUGGGUUCCUGAUUAUGUCCAAUCAGAGAGAUCACUGGAAAAAGAUUGGUCUUUUCUUUGGUGAUGUGGACCCUUACCUGAUGCAUGCACUCUACAAUAACUCAAUCUUCACUCGGCGUCAGUCUUUCCACUACCAGUCUGCAUGUGAACCAGUCAGCAGCAGCCACACUGGUGCAGCACCGAGGGGCAUCUUUGUGCCGUCCAUUGCUGACAUCCUCAGCUUGGCCUGGUGGACAUCUACAGUGGCAUGGUCUGUGACCCAGCAGCUACUGUAUGGACUGGUCUACAAUAGCUGGCUCUACCAAGAUGAUGUCCUGGUAGAAGGUUUUGAAACAAAGGAAAGCAGCUGUGUGACCAUCCAAAGCCAGUUCUACUUCACAAACACCACCAACUCCUACAACGUGCUGCAGGACUGUGGAAACUGCUCACGGCUGUUCCACGCAAAGCGGAUAGAAAACACCAACCUUCUCUUUGUCGUCGCCGAGACACUCCCCUGCAGCUCAUGUGAGAUAGAAAAAUUGACACAGGUCAGGACAGAGUUUCAGGAGGAGAAUCCAUGUGAAGUACUGAGCAACGCCCGAUAUCGUAAAGGCCCGACUUCCUGCUUUGACUACAGUGCCUUAGAAAACACGUCAGAGUGUGGACGGGGUCAUGCUCUGCAGUCCUCCAUAGGAGUCCUUCUCUUUAUUCAGCUUAUUCUGCCUCUUUUUCAUCUCUGACACGUGCAAACACUCUAACUGACAUCUUUCAUCUCUUUGGGUUUAGGCUCGGAUCUACUGAAGGUCAGAUCCAACAGCAACUGUAAAAUUCUUCGUUUUUGAUCUACAAAUGGCCCAAAGCGCAUUUGUGCUUCGUGGAAAAAAAACGUGGAUCAGCUCUUAGUGUUUCUUGCCUUACUGCUUAUGCAUUUGUUGGUGUUUCAGGGCUUGAGUGCAAAAUAUAGGAAAAGGAUGUGUUGAGUGUGCAUGCUAUUUAAACUAGAACAAGCAUGUUUAGCAUUUUUGCACACAGGCUCAGCCAUGUAAACAAUCACCAAGACAUCAGGGAGGCAGCUGAAAUGUACUUUUAACGGGCCAAUAAAUAAUCACCCAGCUGGAACAGAUGUCAAUCAUAAUUUUAGGUUGGAUUGUGGUGGUGAAAUUAUAAAAGAUCUAAAAACUCAGUUUAUUUGCUUUGUGGUAAAUACACCAUGGUGGAAGGAAGUAUUCUACAAGUAAAAGUCAUGUAUUCAAGAUUUUACAUAAGUUAAAGUAGAGAAGUAAAAAUACUCAUUUGACAGCAGAAUGGACCCUAUCGGUGUUAUCUCUCCGUAUCAUGCAUUAUAUUAUCAGAUUAUUAUUACUGAUGUAAUAACAUGUAGGCAGCAUUUUAAUGUUAUAGCUCGUCAAGAUGGAGCUAAUUUUCCCUACUUUGUAUACUGUUGGGUAGUUUUAUCUAUAACAAUCAUUUUAAAAACUCAGCAUAUCUGGCGUAUUGCAGCAUUUCUUGGCGCCUCACUGCCACCUGUAGAUCAGUGGAAUAGUGUGAAACCAUUGGCACCAAAACGGGGACCCACUUACAAAAACACUGCUCCAUAGCACUACUAGUGGUCAGAAACUCCACAGGGAACCUUUAAGUAGCAUAAAAUGGAAUUACUUAAGUAAAGUACAAGCAACCUCAACACUGUACCCAACUACAGUGCUUGAGUAAAUGUACUUAGUUACUUUCCAUCACUGAAAAUACAACGCUGCACUAGCCACCACAUGCCCAGGGUGUUAUUCAGUGGAGCUCCGUAACGGGCUGAACACAGCUUAGUGAUACAACAACUUUGUAGAGACAGUUUUCUGAGUUUUUAGAUCUUUCAUUGUCACUGUGGCUCAUUAGAUGAGGCCCACCUCAACGGUUAACUGUUUCUAUGGAUUUACAGUUUCCCUACAACUGCUGGGUAAAGCUAUCCAAGGCAUUUACACAACUGAAUGAAAAUGUAAAUAAAUAGAUAAGAUAAGACUCCCUCCUGUAGUUUGCUCAGACGCUGCUGCUUCUGGCAACGUCUGCUUUUGUUGAUUUUGUGAAAUUCAAAAUGAAUUAUCUUCGCCAGGUUUUAUUUGCAUGUCUGAUCCUAGUAAAUGUCUUUGCACAUAAAGGAACUCCUGCACCUACAGCAGUUUUUACAUGAUAGUAGAUCCGGGCCUUAACCUCACAUUCACUUCAGUGUCUUUCAAUCCACCUCCGACCUUUGCCAAGACAGUUUCAGUACUAUAAAUUGUAUCAUACAUAACAACGACCCAGAAUGACUUACCUCUGUCGUCUCAAGUACGCCCUGUCUCUUAAAUCGUUAAAUCUAACCAGAUUUCAGACAGAAUUUAGAUGAAAAGUAUCUCCCCCCAAAAAAAUAUUUUCUUAGAGCACUUUGACUUAUAAGACAACAGAUGAGAAAAGCCAGUAAGAUGAGAAAUACCAGUGUUAGACCUCCAGCAAGAUUUGGUGACUUUUCAUAACAUAUCAGUGAUGAAGUGUCCAUGUAGUUUCAUUGGAUUGUUUAAGUCAAGGUUUGUUUUGCUGAAAUGCUCCCACAGAGACUCGGUAUGAUCUUGUGCUUCCAGGUGAUAAUAAUUGAUAAAGGGUGUAAAAUCAGACAAAAACAGACCAAAAUUAUCAAAUGUCAACAGUGAUUUUGUUACAAUAAUGUAGUAGUGAAUCCUCCAAAAACCACUGCAUGGUUUAGUGCAAUACUGCUGUGAUAAUCGGAUGCUUUAUUUUAGCAGUAAUUAUGACCAUUUUAAGUCAUUUACAUGCUGUGUUAUCUACGUAGUCUUAUAGCACAAAACAAGCGCAGACGUCAGUGUGUGGCCGACAUGUUUUUAAACGUAUUACAUCAGUUGUUUGAUUGAAGGGAAGCGCUCUGUCCCUUUUUUUUGUAUCUUGUAUCGCCACUAUUUGUCAAAUAUGAAUUUAUGCACUUAUGUAUGCUUCUAUAUGGGGAAUGUAGCUUCUGAACAGCUUUCUGUGUUAUCAGUAUGUGAUGCUUUUUGACCCUCUGUUGAGAUUCCCCUGAUGUCUCAUUGAAAGUGAUGAUUGACUGUGGCAGAAUGUUUUCAUUUUACCAUGCAAACCUCGUCAUGACAGUGACAUCUGAUUCAACUUUCCACAAAAUUACGAAGCUGUAAGACUUUUAGCAAUUUUGUCAAAAUGAAAUGUCUGUCCAAUAUUGUAUGUAUGGGCAGUUUGG
Messenger RNA from Siniperca chuatsi (mandarin fish), 6919 nucleotides. RefSeq names its product voltage-dependent calcium channel subunit alpha-2/delta-2-like. NCBI's taxonomy places the organism in Eukaryota, Metazoa, Chordata, Actinopteri, Centrarchiformes, Sinipercidae. Gene Ontology annotation, cellular component: voltage-gated calcium channel complex. The transcript is spliced from 40 exons. Gene Ontology annotation, molecular function: voltage-gated calcium channel activity. The record is from RefSeq and is a predicted model, not a curated record. The coding region runs from base 1140 to 4430 and encodes 1096 amino acids.